UCUUUGCUCCUGCUUUUGCUGUGAAUCGGCUGAAUAAAGGACAAACACACAGAAAAACUCCUGGUGAAGCGACUGAGAUCCACGUGACACACUAUUAUAAAGAUGGCUUUUAUUAAAGAGGAAAGUGAAGACAUGAAGAUUGAUGAAACACUGAAACACAAAGAUACUGAGGAACAAACAGACCCGAUGCUGCUGGAAGAUGAGAUUCAAGAACUGAAUGUUGUAAAGGAAGAGGAACAUGAUUUCAUAACUGGGGAAAACCAUCCUAGCUGCUCGCAGACUGAAAAGACUCCCUCACGAAAAAGGGCUCGAAAGACGGGGGGUAGACGAUAUUUCACCUGCUUUCAGUGUGGAAAGAGUUUCAGUAAACGUGAAAACCUUAAAGCUCACGUGAGAAUUCACAAUGGAGAGAGUCCUUACCCCUGCCAACAGUGUGGGAAAGGUUUCACUGGAAAAGGAAGCCUUAAAGUCCAUAUGAGAGUUCACACCGGAGAGAAGCCCUUCACCUGCCAACUGUGUGGGAAGAGUUUUGCACACCAAGGAACGCUGAAUGACCACAAAAGAAUUCACACUGGAGAAACGCCUUUCACAUGUGAUCGGUGUGGAAAGAGUUUCAGACGUAAAUUAAACCUAAAUGGCCACAUGAGGCUUCACUCAAAAGAAAACUGCUUCAAAUGUCAUCAAUGCGAACGCAGUUUCACAGACAGCAAUCACCUUGAGUGGCAUGUGAUCAGUCACAUUGGAGAGAAGCCUUUCAUGUGCCAUUACUGUGGAAGGACUUGCUCAAGCAAAUCAAACCUCGAUGUGCACGUGAGACUUCACACUGGAGAGAAGCCUUUCACCUGCCAACAGUGUGGAAAAGGUUUCAAUGAAAAAGGAAACUAUCAAGUCCACAUGAGGCUUCACACUGGAGAGAAACCUUUCAUGUGUCUUCAGUGUGACAUGAGUUUCACAUAUCGAAGAGACCUGAAACAGCAUUUGCGAGGUCAUACUGGAAAUGGCAGUGUUGUGAUUGGUCUACCGGUUACAGCGCGUAGAAACAAAAAGCCCAUUAUGUGAAUCUCAGCUCUGGAGGAUUCCUAAAAUCGGCAUUGGUUACUGGAAAUUACUUUAGAACAGGGAGUGAAAUUGUCUUCAUUAGUACUGUAUUAAUGGCAGUUUAGACAUUAUUAUUGGCGUAUUCU
Molecule: messenger RNA, 1184 nt
Organism: Rhinichthys klamathensis goyatoka
Lineage: Eukaryota; Metazoa; Chordata; Actinopteri; Cypriniformes; Leuciscidae
Product: zinc finger protein 239-like
Exons: 3
Coding region: 103-1059 (318 amino acids)
Biological process (GO): regulation of transcription by RNA polymerase II
Cellular component (GO): nucleus
Molecular function (GO): DNA-binding transcription factor activity, RNA polymerase II-specific; RNA polymerase II cis-regulatory region sequence-specific DNA binding
Source: RefSeq, a predicted model, not a curated record